Messenger RNA from Meira miltonrushii, 1987 nucleotides. RefSeq names its product FAD/NAD(P)-binding domain-containing protein. Gene Ontology annotation, cellular component: cytosol; Rab-protein geranylgeranyltransferase complex; nucleus. Lineage: Eukaryota; Fungi; Basidiomycota; Exobasidiomycetes; Exobasidiales; Brachybasidiaceae. Gene Ontology annotation, molecular function: GDP-dissociation inhibitor activity. The record is from RefSeq and is a predicted model, not a curated record. Gene Ontology annotation, biological process: small GTPase-mediated signal transduction; protein geranylgeranylation; vesicle-mediated transport. The transcript has a single exon. Bases 13 to 1875 code for a protein of 620 amino acids.
AUCCAACACAACAUGACCGAUUCGUCUUUAUUGGAUGAAAAGUAUGAUUUCGCAUUAUUAGGAACAUCUUUGCCUUUGUCAAUCUUAUCUGCUGCUUUGGCAAGGGCAGGAUUCUCGGUUUUGCAUAUCGAUGAUGCUGAACAUUAUGGAGGACCUUGGGCAAGUUUAACGUUGAAAGAGCUGGCAGGAUUGAGAGAUGCACACAAAGGAACAAGGAUAGAAGAUGGUAUUGUGGAUAUUGAUAUCAGCUUCCCGUCAAAUUCAGAAGAAAUCCCUGCAGAACUAGAAGCAGUCAAUCGACACUUUGCAAUCUCAUUAGCACCAACACUAUUACCUUGUUCUGGACCAACGAUUGAUGUUUUAAUUCGUUCAAAGGUGGCAAGUUAUUGUACUUUCAGGCUACUACAACAGACCGCCGUUUAUUCCAACGAAGGACGUGCAAAAGAUGCAUGGCCUUUACGUACCGUUCCAAGCAGCAAAGAGGAUAUCUUUAAAGACAAAACCCUAAGCUUAGUGGAUAAACGCAGGCUGAUGAAAUUGUUACAACAAGCUGCACCUAAAGCACCUACAGAAGAAAGCACAAGUGAAGAGACUGCAGAAUCUAGCAAUACAGCAAGUACAUCUACCAUCGACCAACUCAAAGGCAGCUUUUACGAUCAUCUUACCUCUUCGGACGGACCAGGAUUCUCGGCUCGAUUGGCAAGUGAUGUGGCAUAUGGUGUGGCACUUUGCGCUUCUCCUAACGAAUCAGCUUCAGCAGCCAUGCAUCGAAUUCAGAGGCACAUCGUCAGCGUUGGACGGUAUGGUAACUCGGCUUAUUUGGUAGGACAAUAUGGAGGUGCAGGUGAGAUGGCACAAUGCUUCAGUCGUGCUUCUGCUGUUCAAGGAGGAACUUUUGUCUUGGCUCAUAAGAUUAAACAGCUGGUACGCAUUCAAGGUAAAACGGAAGAGCAACCGAAAGAAGGUAUUUUGCCGCGAUGGAAUAUUGCUUUGGACGGUAUUGAUGGCUCAUGUCAGGCUGGGUGCGUAAUAGGAGAUACAGAUAUGUUACACAGGGUCAACCCAGCUGCCUCUUCAAGCAAACCUGGAGGAACCUCUAGGCAAGCAAUGGGUAUCCUUUUGCUGGAUAGAGGAAUGCGAAUCAAUCCUUCUCCAACUACAACAGACGCAGAAGGAAAUGCGAUCCCAAUUCCACCUCCUCCAGAAACUGCAUUAGUUGUAUUUCCACCUUUGGAUGAUGGGAGUGAUUCGGGUAAGAUUGGAUCUGUUUGGGCACUACAAAUGGGAGAAGGAACAUUUUCGUGUCCAAAAGGAACGUAUUUGGUUUAUCUUUGUGCUGCUUUACCGCAAAGUGAAAAUGAUCUUCAGACUGCUGAACAGGCAAAAUUCGCUUUGGCACAUGCACGACAAGGUGUUCUGCAAUUGGCUGCUGCAAGCCAACCUGAAUGGCCUGCCGAUCAAGCACAGCAGCAUCAGCAAUCAACUUCGGAUUCCGUCACUCCUCUAUUUGAAUGUUACAUGGUUCGAGAAAGUGCCACUUCAACCGGGGGAGAAGAAGGUCAAAGGCGAACAGACGAACGAAAGAAGGAAUUGGAAGAGAAUGCACUUUUACCCGUCAAAUCUUCGUUGGGAAACCUUGCAACUUCACUAGAUGAUGCGACACAGCAAGCAGAAGAAUUGUAUUGGUUAUUGUGUGGUCAAGAAGGCAUUGGAAGGGAAAAAGCAGAAGAGUUGCGUAGGCGUCAGAGAAGGGCUGCGAGCGCAUAUGCCGUCGGAAGAGGAUUAGGUGGUCUACCAGAAUCGGAAGGUUCACAAUCAGAACCGACAGAAGUCCUUGAUUUCUUCCCAGUUUCCGAAGAUACAGACGAAAGCUGAGAUUAAUCGCAUCAUUUGUACUUUUAUAACAUCAUCAUUGGGUAAUAUCGAUCAGAUUGAUAAAGAAAAUCUUUGUUUGUAUAAAAAACGUACAUGAUUCAAAUCGGAUAUG